Molecule: messenger RNA, 1317 nt
Organism: Tetrapisispora phaffii CBS 4417
Lineage: Eukaryota; Fungi; Ascomycota; Saccharomycetes; Saccharomycetales; Saccharomycetaceae
Product: SRP1/TIP1 family protein
Exons: 1
Coding region: 1-1317 (438 amino acids)
Biological process (GO): fungal-type cell wall organization
Cellular component (GO): fungal-type cell wall; fungal-type vacuole
Molecular function (GO): structural constituent of cell wall
Source: RefSeq, a predicted model, not a curated record
AUGAAGUUAUCUAACAUUGCCUUAUUAAGUGCCGCCGCUGCCACCGCUUCCGCUUAUGACCACAAAUCUGCUGCUAUUGUUGAGUUAGAAGUUUACAUGACUGAUAUCGUGAACAACAUGGACCAAUAUCUUGCUAUGCAAGAAGCUAACCCCGGUCAAGCUUUCCCAUCUGAAAUUAUGUCUGCAUACAUUCAAAUAGCUAUUGGCAACACUAUCAGUUACACUUCAUUCUUUUCCACCAUUGAUGAAAGCGAAGUCGAGUUUAUGAUGACCGGUGUAUCUUGGUAUUCUGCCAGAUUAGCUCCAUCCGUUUCUGCUGCUCUUCUUGAAGCUGGUAUUGACACUAACGAUGAAAAUGUUGCUACCACCUCAUCUGCAGUCACUCCAGCUGCUUCCUCCACCGUUGCAUCUUCCACCAUUGUAUCUUCCUCUGCUGUUGCAUCUUCCUCCGCUUCUUCUUCUUCUGCCGUAGCUUCUUCCACUGUUUCUGGUGACAUGACUGUAAGCCAAGUUACCGUCACUGAAACUUCCACUGAUUCAGCUACCGUUCAAGAAACCGUUACUCUAUGUUCAAGUUCUCCCUCUUCCGCAGAAGCUUCUUCUGUUGCGGGCCAUUACGCUGAAGCUUCUUCUGUUGCCGGCUCUUCCGCUAGAGCUUCUUCUGUUGCCGGUUUUUCCUCUGAAGCUUCUUCUGCUGCCUCUUCGACUUCCUCUUCUUCUGCUGCCUCUUCGACUUCCUCUUCGACUUCCUCUUCUUCUGCUGCCUCUUCGACUUCCUCUUCUUCUGCUGCCUCUUCGACUUCCUCUUCUUCUGCUGCUGCCGCCUCUGCUAACGAAGCUGGUGCCACUGUUGUCACUCUUACCGAUCUUUCUACUACAUUAGCUACUAUUACUAGCUGCGAUGACCAUGCUUGUACCGAGAUUGUUAAGAACCAAACUAUCACCAGCACCAUCCACAGAACUGUCAAAGAGACUGUUGUUGUUCCAUGUGAAACCACUUCCACCACAAACCCAGGUGAAACCACAGCUUCUCCAGUCACCCUAUACAGCACCAUUACCGACGGCGCCACCACCACUUUAAUCACUAUUACCAGUUGUGAAGAUAACAAAUGUUCUGAAGUUGUAUCUACCAAGGCCGUUAACGCCAACGCUGACAACAAGGCCUCUGCUACCACUUUAGCUCAAGUUUCCAGCAUUUCUUCUGAAGGUUCUGGUGCUCACAGCUCCAGUCCAAUUGUUCUAGAAAACACCAACGGUGCUUUCAAAUACGGUGUCAGCUUCGGUUCCAUCAUUGUUGCUUUAGUUGCUUUAUUAUAA